Molecule: messenger RNA, 1054 nt
Organism: Quercus lobata
Lineage: Eukaryota; Viridiplantae; Streptophyta; Magnoliopsida; Fagales; Fagaceae
Product: zinc finger protein ZAT10-like
Exons: 1
Coding region: 130-873 (247 amino acids)
Biological process (GO): regulation of DNA-templated transcription
Cellular component (GO): nucleus
Molecular function (GO): DNA-binding transcription factor activity; transcription cis-regulatory region binding
Source: RefSeq, a predicted model, not a curated record
GCAAAUUCACACAACACUACUCACUCUUUCUUUCUACUUUCUAGUUUCUACACACAAAAGAGAAAAGAAAAACACUUUCUUUGUUUCUAAGAAAUUACCCAUCUCUAUCUCCUUUUUUAGUCUCGAACUAUGGCCUUGGAAGCUCUGAAUUCUCCAACUACACCCACUCCUUUCAGCUUUGAAGACAUGGAACAUCAACAAUACCCAGAGCCAUGGGCGAAAAAGAAGCGCUCAAAGCGACCCCGUUUUGAAAACCCAACUACAGAAGAAGAGUACCUCGCUCUUUGCCUCAUCAUGCUAGCUCGUGGCGGCGGAGACGCUGCCACCACGUCUACCAGUGAGCCGCCGACUCUGAAACUUUCAUACAAGUGCAGUGUAUGCAACAAAGCGUUCCCUUCUUACCAAGCUCUCGGUGGACACAAAGCCAGCCACCGUAAAUCCGCCGCCGAAUCAUCCACCGCCACUGCCGCCGCCGCCAACGAAAACAACAACCACCACACGUUGACUUCUUCCACUUCUGGUCGGACCCACGAGUGUUCUAUCUGCCACAAGACUUUCCCCACUGGUCAAGCCUUAGGCGGCCACAAACGCUGCCACUAUGAAGGCGGUAACUCAGCCAACAGCAACAGUAACAACACCGUCGCCGCCGCAAGCAGCGGUGUCACUUUCUCUGAAGGCGGUGGAUCCACCCAAAGCCACCGUGACUUUGACUUGAACCUGCCAGCCUUGCCUGACUUCUGGACCGACAAGAAAAUCAGUACUAAUAUUCAUCAGCUUUUGGUGGAACAAGAAGUUGAAUCUCCUUUGCCAACAAAGAAGCCACGAUUGUUCUUGAUGAGUCAAGAAGACAUGAUUGUUUCUUCACAAGAUUGAUUUCUUGGAUUGGAUUUUUCUUUUUUUUAGGUCUUUGAUUGUUUUAGGGAAUUUUUAUUUUUUAUUUAUUAAUGAAUUGUUUCUGUACAGUGAAUUUGUUCAUUGAUUGUGAAACGAAUCACUGUUAAUAUCUCAGUUAUGUUCAUCAUUUAUUUAUUAAUUCAAUAUUGAUUCAUUUAUU